UUUGGAAUCUAUACAGCGAUUGGAAGUGUGAAAUCAUUUUUGCAAGCCUUCGGAGACGGCAGAUGUGUUUGACGUCAACCUUAGCAUCAAGAAUUUCAAUUUGGUCCGUGUAGGAACUUUGAGAAGACCUAGGCUGUAGCGUAGCAUAUAUUUGUCCCUUUUGUUAGGAGUUGUGUUUUUAUUAUAUCGGGUUUUAUGCCAUAACAGGUAGACUACACAAGUAGAAGCAUUUUUAUAUUUUUUCCAAACAAAAAAUGAAGGAAGAGAUUGCAGCAACUGUUUUCUUUAUAGCAAGGCUUGCACAGAAAUAUGGUAAACUGGAUCGAAUUGCCAGGGAUAAAUUUGCUGUUUCUCUUACUUCAGUUCUUUUUGAGAAAUUCAAAAACCAUUGGUAUCCUAGCAAUCCAUCGAAAGGUCAAGCGUUCAGAUGUCUCCGGGUGAAUAAAUUACAAGUUCGAGAUCCAGAUCUUGAAAAAGCUUGUUGUCAAAGUGACCUUGAUUAUGAUGACUUGGGACUUCCUUCAGAGAUGACCGUUUGGGUAGACCCAGGAGAAGUUUCUUGCAGGUAUGGUGAGAAAGGCAGCCCGUUCUGCGUAACUCAACUGGAGGGGCAAAAGUGUGAUGGGGACUUCUCACGCCGAAUAAACAAUGCUGUGGAGAGGGCAUCUUCAGAUUACCACUCUGGAACGUCCUCUGAUGAAGAGGGGGACAGCAUAAGCAACAGCAGCAGCAUCAGCAGCAUCAACAGCAGUAACAGUAGUUGCCUGUCUGCUCCAGAACAGAAGACCAUCCCCACUGUCAGCAAUCCCAACAGUGUUUAUCAGUUCAGUGAGUUUGCUCCACCUCCUCAGUCAUGGAACCCUUACCUGAAAAGGAAACCUUAUCCUGGGGAUGGUUAUCAACCGCACAACUCUGCCAAUGGCCCAUUUCCACAGCACAAGUCUUUCAAAAGUUACCGACCUUCCUUUGCUUUUUCAGGGCCACGAGUGGACAAGUAUCACUGGGUCAGUAAGAAUAGGUCCUAAUGGCUGAUGAGCCUGCACCCACACCCAUGAACCUGCAAAAUAUUGACCUCCAUGUACUGUUAAUCAGUGAUUUGAAAGGGCUCUUACAAAGCCUAUUUCUGCAGUAUCCAUCAGCAAAACUAAUGAGCACUUUAGUCUCUUAGUUAUUGUUGUGGAACCAUUUUAAUGUUUUAUGAAAUGUAUUUUAAAUGUUUUAAUACCUUUAUACAUGUGAAU
Messenger RNA from Alosa alosa (allis shad), 1241 nucleotides. RefSeq names its product B-cell translocation gene 4 (gene btg4). Gene Ontology annotation, cellular component: nucleus; cytoplasm. Lineage: Eukaryota; Metazoa; Chordata; Actinopteri; Clupeiformes; Clupeidae. The record is from RefSeq and is a predicted model, not a curated record. Gene Ontology annotation, biological process: negative regulation of mitotic cell cycle; negative regulation of cell population proliferation. Bases 255 to 1025 code for a protein of 256 amino acids. The transcript is spliced from 4 exons.